Molecule: messenger RNA, 458 nt
Organism: Neomonachus schauinslandi (Hawaiian monk seal)
Lineage: Eukaryota; Metazoa; Chordata; Mammalia; Carnivora; Phocidae
Product: proteasome maturation protein-like
Exons: 1
Coding region: 33-458 (141 amino acids)
Biological process (GO): proteasome assembly
Cellular component (GO): nucleus; cytoplasm
Source: RefSeq, a predicted model, not a curated record
GGGCUGAGAGGCUGUUCACAGAGCAAGUGAAGAUGAAUGCCAGAGGACUUGGAUCUCAGUUAAAGGACAGUAUUCCAGUUACUGAACUUUCAGCAAGUGGACUUUUUGAAAGUCAUGAUCUUCUUCGAAAAGGCCUUCCUUGUGUGAAAAAUGAACUUUUGCCCAGUCAUCCUCUUGAAUUAUCAGAAAAAAAUUUCCAGCUCAACCAAGAUAAAAUGAAUUUUUUCACACUAAGAAAUAUCCAGGGUCUGUUUGCUCCACUAAAAUUACAAAUGGAGUUUAAGGCAGUGCAGCAGGUACAGCGUCUUCCAUUUCAUCCAAGCUCAAACCUUUCACUGAAUAUUUUGAGGGGUAAUGAUGAGACUAUUGGAUUUGAAGAUAUUCUUAAUGACCCAUCACAAAGUGAACUAAUGGGAGAACCACACUUGAUGGUGGAAUAUAAACUCGGUUUACUGUAA